Molecule: messenger RNA, 1604 nt
Organism: Macrosteles quadrilineatus (aster leafhopper)
Lineage: Eukaryota; Metazoa; Arthropoda; Insecta; Hemiptera; Cicadellidae
Gene: Dph2
Product: 2-(3-amino-3-carboxypropyl)histidine synthase subunit 2
Exons: 8
Coding region: 116-1540 (474 amino acids)
Biological process (GO): protein histidyl modification to diphthamide
Molecular function (GO): 2-(3-amino-3-carboxypropyl)histidine synthase activity
Source: RefSeq, a predicted model, not a curated record
CUUACUCUUCAUCUUUUAAUAAUUAUUAUAAUUUAAAAUAGAAAGUGGAGUGGAAGUUUGAUUUGAAGAGCAUGAGAAUAUAAAUUUAACAGUAACUUGAGCUUAAUUAUUUCAAAUGGAUUCAUUUAGUUCCAAUGCAGAAGAGACUAUUCAUAGAAGAAUCUCUUGUAUUUAUGAAGGAGCAUCAGUGAUAACUGAAGCAGAUUUGGUUAAUGCAUUUGAUUUAAAAAAGUGUAUCUCAUUCAUUCAGGAACGUGGAUUUACUAAGGUAUGCCUGCAAUUUCCGGAUAAUCUACUGCAGUUUGCUGUUCAGGUAGCUUUAUGGCUGGAAAAUUCUUUAAACCAAAAGCUGUUUGUGCUAGGAGACACAACAUAUGGCAGUUGCUGUGUGGAUGAACUAGCAGCCCAGCACAUAGAUGGUGAUGCUGUUAUCCACUUUGGACACGCAUGUCUCAGCCCAACGUCCAGACUACCUGUGAUGUACGUCUUGCCUCGGGCAACGCUAGAUCUGGACAAGUUCACGGAUGCUUUUACACAACAUUGUAAUAGUUCUGAGGGGCCAGUGCUGUUGCUGUACGAUGUCGCUUUUAGUCACUUAAUAGAUGAUAUAUCGACAUGUAUUUCUCAUUUGAAAGAGAAGGCAGUGAUAUCUCAGCUAGUCGUACCUGGAAUUCAGACCAAUAGGUGUUGUGAAAAGUGUUCACUGAAUGAAGGCUCAAAUCACGUUGUUUCCUUACUUGGACGAACCUACUGUUGUGAAUCAUUUGCAUCUGUUGUUUACAUUGCCUAUAAACACACUCAAAACAUGCUUAACUUUGCCUUGACGUUCAGAGAUGCUCAAUUUUACACAUACUCUGGAGGAGAUAUUACAACAGUGGAUUUCAACAAGACACUCCGAAGAAGACUUUACUUUGUUGAAAAAGUGAAAGAUGCAAAAGUUCUUGGCAUCUUGGUUGGGACACUGAGCGUGGAUAGUUAUUUGUGUGCUAUUGAAAGGAUUAAGAAUCUGGCAGCAUUCAGAGGGAAGCGCUCUUACAUUUUCUCAGUCGGAAAACCAAACCCAGCGAAGCUCGCAAACUUUCCUGAGAUAGAAGUGUACGUGCUGAUAUCUUGUCCAGAGGCUUGUCUGGAGAGUGAGAAGGACUUCAUGCAACCUGUCGUUUCACUGUUAGAGGCAGAACUGGCAUUGAGUCCAGGCACCAGCUGGGACGACAAGCUGUCUGUGGACUUCAGAGAUCUUGUCAAAAGUGCAACUUCAUUGCCUGAAGGUCAAGAGCCGCUGGCGCCUGAUGUGUCGUUGAUAGUCAACAGGAUACGGUCAGACGUGGUGGUGGCCGACACAGACUCCAGUAAUGCCACCAGUACAGAACUCACCAUCAAAGACCAGUACCAGAUAUCAGUCGCUAGCUCAUACAGCGCUGGAAGAAGUUGGCGAGGUCUUGAACAGGCUCUUGGCCAAACUCCUGUAACUCAAGCAAAAAUUGGUCGCUCAGGCAUUCCUUUGGCAUAUGAAGAAGAAAAGGCCCACCAAAACUCAUGACUUUGGAGACUUUAGUCAAAGAUUGAUUUGUACUUACUUUUGUAAAUAAAUUUGUUUAAAUAGA